GUCGGGGCGGCGGCGCGGAGGGGUGCGGAGCUCGGGAGCGCUGCGCUGCUCGUGGCGGUGAUUUGGGGGGGGGAAGGGGGAAAAAGGGGGAAGGUUCCGACAUGGAGGCGCCGCCCGCUCCCCCCGCCGUGCCGCCGGCUCCCUGCAGCGCCGCCCGCAGCCUGCAGGACGAGCUGACGUGCCCGGUGUGCCUGGAGUACUUCACCGACCCGGUGCUGGUGGCCGAGUGCGGCCACAACUUCUGCCGGGCCUGCGUCACCCAGUGCUGGGAGGACUCGGCGAGGCGCCUCUGCUGCCCGCAGUGCCGGGAACCGGUGCCGCAGCGGCUUUUCCGCCCCAACCGCUCCCUCGGCAACAUCGUCCACAUCGUCCGCCAGCUGGGGCUGCCCCCCGGCCCCGCCGAGCCUCCCCCGGGGCCUCCGGCCCCAUCUCCGCCUCUGCCCGCCGCCGCUCCGCCGGGUCCCCCGGGGCCUCCGCGGUGUCCCCGGCACGGGGAACCCUUGAGGCUUUUCUGCGUUCAGGACCGCCGGGCCGUCUGCGUGGUUUGCCACCUUUCCAGGGAGCACCGCACCCACACCGUGCUGCCCGCCGAGGAGGCGGCACACGCCGCCGAGAUCUCUUCCUCCUUCCAGGAGGUGCCGCAGGAACAUCUGAGCUCCCUGCGGAAAGGACGUGAAGAAGCCAAGGCCGAGAGGGAGAGGCAGAGCGAAGAUUUGCUGAAGCAGACAGAAGUGGAGAGGCAGAAGAUCGUGGCCGAGUGCAAGGAGCUGCGAGGUUUCCUGGAGGAGAAGGAGCAGCUCCUGCUGUCCCGCCUGGAGGAAUUAGACAGAGACAUCGUCAAGAGGAGAGAUGAGAGCGUCUCCAGGCUCUCCGAGGAGAUCGCCCAGCUCGAUAAGUUGUUGGGGGAGCAGGGAGGAGAAAACGGCCCCGGGAACCAGUCCGGGCAGGUUGUCACCACGGCUGGAAGCAGCUUUGAGAGCUGGAUGUUUUGCAAGCCGGAGGCCGGCUUUGCCGAGCUGGAGAAGAAACUGAAGAGCUUCUCCCAGAAGAGCGCGGUGCUGAAAGAGGUCCUGCUGGAGUUCAAGGAAAACCUUCGGUUUGAGUUGGAGAAUGAUACAGGCGAUCUCUCUCUGGAUCCGGACACGGCCAACCCCUACCUGGUGCUGUCGGAGGACAAGAGGAGUGUGAGGCUCCGGAGUGCCCCCCAGGAGCUGCCCGCCAACCCCAAAAGAUUCGAUUAUUCCUUCUGCGUGCUGGCGGCCGAGGGUUUCGUGGCUGGGAGGCAUUACUGGGAGGUGGAGGUGGGCGACGGGGAGAGCUGGGUGCUGGGGGCUGCCCGCGAGUCGGUGCGGAGGAAGGAAAAAAUCGACUUCGCGCCCGAGGAAGGGAUUUGGGCGGUGGGGUUGAACUGGAAGGGGAAAAAUUGGGAUCAGUACCAGGCUUUCACCUCCCCGGAGACGCCCCUGUCCCUGUGCGAGAGGCCCAGGAAGAUCGGGGUGUACCUGGACUACGAAGGCGGCUGGGUGGCGUUUUACAACGCCGAUAACAUGGCUCCCAUCUUCACCUUCACCGCCGCUUUCACCGAAAAGAUUUUCCCUUUCUUCUGGCUCUUCUAUGUGGGCUCCUCGCUCUCCCUUUGCAAUUGACCCGUCUGAUUUCUUUCUUUUUCCUUCCCUCCCUCCCCGAGGUGACCUGCAAGUAGUUCCCCGAUCCCCUUCCCUUUUUUUUCCCCCCUUGCUUUCAGACAAAAAGCCCCCAAAACUCGUUCGUGUUUUCCUAGUUAGCUUUGGGGGGGGAGUUUCCUCUUUUUGUUUUUUUUUUUUUUCUUUUUUUCGUUCUUGCAUUUAAAAAAAAAACGUUUGGGUCGCUUUUACCCCGAAAAAGGUUUUCAGGGGGCAUCAACCGUUGAGGGUGGACAAACCCGGCUGCUUCAGGAGCCCCUCUCUGAGGUUAUUUUCUCCUCUUUCCUCACGCUCUGGCCUGCCCUAUAAGCAACCCUUUCCCCUUCUCCUUGUUUUAAGCUGGCUGCCCCCGUGGCAAACCAGGGAGAAGAGCCCCGUUUGGGGUUUUCGCUUUCCUUUGGGGUUUUUCGCUUUCCUGCCUUCAGCCCCGUAGCAAAGCCGCCUGCUUCGUGCACCCCAAAAAGCUCUCGAGGGCUAGAAAACCUGUGUGAGGAGGAAAGGUACCGUACCCAAAUCCCAAUUUCUGACACCGUUCCUCUGCAGGUCACCUUUUUAGCAGUUUUUUCCCCCUUUGUCCUCGCUUUUCCCUUCCUCGGGAAGGGGCCCAGCCUGUCUUUUGCUGCCACUAGAGAGCAAAAACCCCCCUGAUCUUCUCCCCCUUCCCAUUGCUGAGGGUUUGUAGGGCCGAGGCAGGGCGAGCUGGGGGUGCUGGGUGCCACCCCAAAAGCUGGGAAGAGCCGUGGGCGUGCUGCCAACCUGGAGUCUCCUUUUGGGCUCAGUUUAGGGGAUUUUGGCUGCGGGGUGGGGAAGGGGGGGAAGGCUCGUUUUUUAGGUGUGACCUCGCGCGUGCUUACACCCUGCCCACCCUCGUGUGCCCCCCCCUCGCGAUGCUGUUACGUCUCUUUGCCCUGUUCACUCUGUUUAGUGGGGAAAUAAAAGUUGCUGUGCAAAAGAAAAAAAAAAAAAAA
Molecule: messenger RNA, 2650 nt
Organism: Anas platyrhynchos (mallard)
Lineage: Eukaryota; Metazoa; Chordata; Aves; Anseriformes; Anatidae
Product: E3 ubiquitin-protein ligase TRIM7
Molecular function (GO): protein binding; zinc ion binding
Source: RefSeq, a predicted model, not a curated record